Molecule: messenger RNA, 4611 nt
Organism: Rhopalosiphum padi (bird cherry-oat aphid)
Lineage: Eukaryota; Metazoa; Arthropoda; Insecta; Hemiptera; Aphididae
Product: arrestin homolog
Exons: 9
Coding region: 505-1851 (448 amino acids)
Biological process (GO): signal transduction; G protein-coupled receptor internalization
Cellular component (GO): cytoplasm
Molecular function (GO): G protein-coupled receptor binding
Source: RefSeq, a predicted model, not a curated record
AGUGGCUUCGGCUUAGGCAAGUGUGCGACGGGCGCGCAACAGUGUUCAAAAGCUCUGCGCGACGACCACAACCCCGCAGCGUUGUACGCGCCCGGUCGAGUUACCCAUAAUUUUCUCCCGUUGGAAAUUUAGUUUACGGAUUUUUGUCUUUUUCUCUUCCUUCCAAAAACCCUCAAAUCUCCGUCGAUAUAAAAUUGUACGUACAUCGCAUAUUGUGUUUUCUUCCAAACUCGUGUCAUUACUCUCUUGUCUCCGUAAUAUUGUUUCGUGCGCGCUAAAAUAUCCGUCGACCUACUGCAUGCCAUUUAUCGUUCCACCUAGACAGAAUAGAUCACCUGCAAGUGCGUGUGGCACAUAUCACGUGCACGCUAUGAUGGUCUUGUUUUGAAUAGUAAAAAAUUAGAAAUUAAAAAAAAACUCUUAAUUACCUGACAAAAAACAGCGUUUGAUCGGAAAAAUUACAGAAACUGAUUGAUUGCUUCGCAGAAAAUAACCGAAUCCGUGAUGACAGCUGCCCAACAACAAGGCCUGGAUACGACGAUCGCCAUGUCGUCGGAAGACCACGAAGACAACGAGCCAUCUAGUUCGAGAGAUCUGUCAUGCAUUCAAGAUUCAUUACCAGGGAUAGCACACAGAGUUUUUAGAAAAACUGCCCAGAACAAUAAGCUGUGUUUAUAUUUGGGUAACAGAGACGUAGUGGUGUCCAACAAUUCAUCCACAAAAAUACACGGGAUCGUAUUAGUGGAACCAGAUUUAUUGAGGGAUACAAAGAAAAAGGUAUUUGGGCAAAUAACAUUAACUUUUCGUUAUGGAAGAGAAGACGAGGAAGUAAUGGGAUUGAAAUUCUGUAACGAAGCAAUCAUGUGUUUAGCACAAAUUUAUCCACCUCACGAAAAUGCACAACGUGAACAAAAUACACCAUUACAGGAAAUGCUUAUACAAAGACUGGGAAGCAAUGCUCAUGCGUUUUCAAUGGAAAUAACUCAUUUAGCUCCACCUAGCGUCCAAUUAGUUCCUGCCAAAGAAUAUAAUGGUGCUCCAAUAGGAACUAGUUACGACAUACGAGUAUACAUAGCCGAGAGGGCAGACGAAAAGCUACAGCGAAAAAAUAUCGUAAAAAUGGGUAUCAAAGUAGUUCAAAUGGCUUCAGCGCCACCACCACCUACACCUACACCCAGAUCAGAGCAGCCAAAAGGUUGGCGUCAAAGAGGACCACAAGCUACUUCAGAGAAACCGUUUUUACUUAGCGACGGUAAAGUUACUUUAGAGGCGAAUCUAGACAAAGCUAUUUAUACACACGGUGAUCCAAUUCACGUGAAUAUCAGCGUGAAGAACACAAGUAAAAAAGCCGUUAGAAGAAUAAAGGUGUUCAUCGUACAGCAUGUCGACGUGUGCAUGUUCAGUAACGGUAAAUUCAAGAACACAGUGGCGUCGGAUGAAUGUGCAGAUGUACCAAUACCCGGCAAUGGUGGUUCACUCGAAAAAGAAUACCUGCUGCAUCCUAUCAAAGCAAGAACUAAAAAUUGGAUAGCAUUAGAGGACUCGUUGGGGUCUGCCAUAAAUAAGUCGGAAGGCACGUUGUCCAGUACGGUGGUGUGCGUAUCACCAGAGGACAGAAACGUGUUCGCCAUUUACGUCACGUAUUACGUAAAAGUUAAACUUUUAAUAGGCGCCAUGGGCGGUCAGAUGUCACUCAAAUUACCGUUUACGUUGAUGCACACACCGUCAAAUACUUACCCGGCAGAAUGCAAGGAUGCUUCAUGUGCAUCAUUAGGACCCUGUUUAAUGGUAGACAGUAAAGAAGCAGCCAUGACAUCAGAAGAACAGUGCACCAAUAACUUAGCGCUCUGAGGAUUAAUCCAAUCGGCCGAUAAUCGAGAUAUUCGUUCGACACCUACAAUAACCACGGCCGAUCAAAAUGCCGAAGAUCAUCACGAAGACAACCGAUUUAAAUUUAAAAGGAUUUUAUGUUGUUUUAAUAACAACAGAUAGUGUUAGGGGGACCAACUAAAAAAAGUUUUAUUGUUAUUUUUGUCAAACAUUUUUAUACUAAAUAAAAUAGAUUGUAUAUAGUAGAUACCUCUAUUCGAUUACAUUAAAAACCAUGUUUGUAUAAUAGUUAAAAAUUUAAUUUAGAAAAAAUAUAAAACUAACCAAAUUCAAUAUUAGCCGAAAAUAAUUGACAGUUUUUAGGAUAUGUCUUCUUUAUUAUAACAACUAAGAUUGUCAAUUUGAAUAAUACAAUCUCUUAAAACUAAAGAACAUGUUACCUAUAACCAGGCUGAUUUAUUGCAGGGUAGAGUAUUUUUACAAUUUAAGAACUGUACAGUAUUAUUCUAGACAAGCCAUAUUCUAAAAUCCAAUGGAGCUCAAUAAUCUAUUUAAUGCUUCUAUUAAAAUGAUUUUUUCAAUAGUCAUAUUUAAGCAAAUAAAACUAAGCACAGCAUUAAUAACCAAUUAAAAAUGGAAAAAAACUAAAUACACUUUUAUGCUUAAGUAUAAUAAUUUCAGUUUUAUUGUAUUCAUUAGUUGAAUUUCACAUAUAGAUUCAUAUUGUUUUAACAAAUAAAAAAAAAUACUUUAUUUAUGUUCAUAAAAACAAUUCAAUCCAUAAGUAUUUAUGCAUUGAUGAUUAUUGAUUAAUAUUAUAAUAUAUAUAAUAGAAUAUCAUUUUUCUACAGAUAUGAGAUAUUAACACAAUAAUUAUCAGGACUUUACAUCAUUUAAGAAUUCGGAAAACUUAAAUUAGGAAAUUAUUUAGAUAAAUAUUCAUCUUUAAUGACCUCAAUACUAGAAAAAUGGUAUAAAAUACAUUCAAUAUAAGAUCCAUUUUAAAAAAAUUGUAAAAAAAUAUUAACGAUAAAAGUAUCAUUGCAAAAACUGUAUGCUUCAGUGUUGGGUAUUCAAGUGAUGUGUGUGUUAUAAUAAACUUCAGAUAGUAAAAACAAUACUACUAAUAAAAAAAAGAUUAUUUAUAUUUCAUUUAUUUGGUUAAUAUCUUGUCAGUUUUUUUACCACAGAACUAAUUUUAUAAAAACUUAUCAACACAUUAACUUAAAGCAAUUUAAAUUUAUUUAAAGCCAAGUUUGCAACUAGGAGAUAAAAUUAUAUUUUUAUCUGUCAAGUGUCAUUUUAUUUAAAUACUAUUAAAGAACAUCAUAUUAAUAUUAUUUUAAGCUAACUAUUAAUAUACCAGAUUCAAAUAUUACAAUAAAUAAGAACAAUUAAUCAAAACAAGAUAUUAUACUUUAAAAUACUUAUGUGAAUAAAUGCUUGUUAUAUGCAAUGUUAUAGUUAUUUAAGUUUUACUCCAAAAACAAUACUAAAUUUUACCUUUUAAUUUAUUUUAAACAAAAAAUGUCCAUUGACUUCUCAAAAAAACUUUCAAACCCUAUUUUCAUAUAAAUAUUCUACUAGUUUUAUGUUAAUAUUAUGUUAAGAAACUUGUACAAUCAAAUAAAGCAUUGUAACAUUUUAUAAAGUUUAACAUACUUAAGAAUUUCUUUAAAUAUAUGUCAUUUUGGGAAAAAUAAUUUUUUUUUUUGACAAAUUAAUUUAUAAUUUUAUAAUAUACAUUAUACGUGUUGUAAUUGCUAUCAUAAAAUUAGGGAGCCUAGAGUCUCAUAUUAUAUCUGGAAAUGAAUAUUUAACAUUACGACGAAUACAUUACGUAUUUUACUCCGUAAAUAGUUUAUAAUAUAAUGUAAACUAAUAAUAAAUUAAUUGCUUUUUGUCAAAUAACUUAGUAAUUCUAAUUAUAGCUAUAAGUUUUCAAUAAAAAUGAAUUAUAGUUUCAACAGUAAAAUAAUGAAUGACUAAAGAAAAUAAACAUGUAUGAUAGGUAAAAUAAAUUAAAUAAUUCUUAAGGUAUUAAUUAAAAUUUAGAUUAAUAGCCUCAAAAUGAUUUCAACAUUAAUAAUUUGGUAUAUUGUUACCGAACUGUAAAUAAAUAGAAUUGUUGAUGCUUAAUCAUUGUUGUAAUUAGAUAUAUUGUAUUAUAAUUAUUGUAAAACAUAAGAUUCUCAGGUUUAAAAGUUAAUAAAUGUUGUGUGAAAUUUCUAAACAACAAUAUUGUCACAAUAAAAGUAUCUUAGAUUAACUCAUACAUAAGUUUACAAAUACCUAAAUACAUUUCGAAAUAGUUUUAUAUAAUCAACAAGUUUUAUAAAAUGUAUCAAUUUACCUAUUUAAGCCAAUGUACAUAUCAGAUUUUAUAAAUGCUAUGUAAGUAUUAAGUAUAUAUUUUUAAUGGCAUAAUUAAAAGGUCAAGUCUCACAUGUAGCGAUUAAAUAUUUCAAAAAAAUGUUAUUAGUGAUUAGUGGGUACAAAUAAUUGUAAUGAAAAAUUAAGAUUUAUAUCAGUGAUAAAAAAAAAAAAAGUUGAUGAAUUGUUUUGAAUAUAUUUGUAAUCCCAAAAAACACAGAAUAAUAUUAUUCACAACAUUUAAUUAAAUAAUAACAAAACUAAUAAAUCUUAUAAUUUUUGAACUAUUUAAUAUUGUUUAAACGAUAUGUGUAUUAAAGAGACUAAACCUUUUAAAAUGUAUACAUUAAAUUUGUUAAUAAAUAUAAUAUAAUUGUGUCUAAAUAUAAAUGAUUUUUACACGCACUC